Mesoplodon densirostris (Blainville's beaked whale) is the source of this 1435-nucleotide messenger RNA. It is a transcript of the gene FAM180B, whose product is annotated as family with sequence similarity 180 member B. The transcript has 3 exons. NCBI's taxonomy places the organism in Eukaryota, Metazoa, Chordata, Mammalia, Artiodactyla, Ziphiidae. The record is from RefSeq and is a predicted model, not a curated record. Bases 198 to 737 code for a protein of 179 amino acids.
UGGGAUGGAAAGGGCCCCUAGGAAGCCAGAGCCAGCCCCUCCCUUCCGUUAAGCACGGAAGAAUGACACGCAAAGCAGGGAACGGCUAGAGCCUGCAGUGGAAAGUUGGAGCCCUGGUGUGUGGCAGGCGGACAGAGGUGCAGAGAGCAGCCGGGGAGAAUAAGACUCAGAGGACGUGGUGGGCCACGGCUGGGACGAUGCAGUUCCUGGCUUGGUUAAUGGUAGCCAUUUGCUUCCUCCCUGGGGUGACUACAACCCAGCACCGUACAGGGCAGCCCAUGGACAGCACCAACGUGGGAGGUGGCCUGCAGGAGCCAGAGGCCCCGGAAGUGAUGUUUGAGCUGCUCUGGUCUGGGCUGGAGCUGGAUAUCAUGGGGCAGCUGCACAUCCAGGACGAGGAACUGGCAUCCACGCGUCCAGGCCGCCGGCUCAGUCUCCUCCUGCAGCACCAUGUGCCCAGUGACUUGGAGGGUGCUGAGCAGCGGCUGCAGCAGUUCCAGGACCUGCGGAAGGGACCCCCUCUUAGCCCUUGGGACUUUCAACAUCUGCUCCUCACAGGCCUGUCCUGUGUCUACCGGCUCCCUGUGGCUAGUGAGGCUGAGGAGAGAGGUCGCUGGGCCCAGGUCUUCACCCUCCUGGCACAGGAAACACUCUGGGACCUGUGCAAGGGCUUCUGCCCCCAGGGCCAGCCCCCUUCUCUGGGGCCCUUGGCCUCUACCCUUGACCCCUUCCCCUAACCCUCCCCUUCUGCCUGUCAUUCCCACCCCAGCCCCCUCUACCCCGCCUCCUACCUGAGCCAGACCCAUCUUGGGCCAGGGGCCUCCAUCUGGCACCUGGUUCUUCCCACUGUGUUCGGGCCUCUGGGCUCGGCUUGUACCCCGGACCCCAGCUCACCCCUCCCCCAUCUUCUUCCCUGGGCCCAGGCUCUGGGUCCCAGGCAGCAGGCACAGACCUAAGGGCAGGACUUGCAGGCAGUGUGUGUGAGGCGGGGGUUGGGGGGUGUAGGGGUCAGGGUUGAGAAGUGUAUUUAAGAGAUGCUGAAUGGGAAGCUCCCAAGUAAGGCCAGGUCAGACCCUCCAACUCCUACCCUGGCAGUCCCAUGAGAGGCAGAAUCUACAGGAAACUCCUAAGUGCUCAGUGCCCAGUCCUAAUGUAGAUACCUCUUUUAAACCCAGCCAAGGCUCUGGGGGUCCCUAAGCCUCCAAGUACCCCGUGUGGGCUAGGAGAAUAGACUGGACACUUUUAGGUCAGUCUGUUGGAGGAAUGGAGGGAAGCGGUGGAGGAACAUUAUCUUCUGCGGGGCAGGGAAGUGAGAAGUGUUUUUUGGCCCAUAUCGACAAGGCUCAGAGGAGGGAGUAAGGCUGGAAGGGGACUGAGGCUGGCUGGUGUAGUCCUGAUCCUGUGUAGCUCAUCCCAUAAAAUGUUCUGUUCUAGC